AUGUCGACUUCUUCAUCGAAUGAAUCGAUUGAGAUUAGAGAAGUUUGGUCAUAUAAUCUUCAACAAGAAUUUAAAACGAUUGCAGAUUGCGUGUCAUCAUAUCCUUACGUCUCUAUAGACACAGAAUUUCCUGGAAAUGUGAUCCCCGAACAAUCCAAACGCAUCAACAAAACCAAAGUCUCGUAUUCUUGCUUAAGGAACAAUAUAAACGCGACAAAGUUGAUUCAACUUGGUUUAACUUUGGGUGACGAAAAAGGAAACCUUCCUAAAUGCGGGUCUAAUAGGUCUUCAUGUGUUUGGCAGUUUAAUUUUUGCGAUUUCAAUGUUAAGAAGGAUAAUUAUGUCAAAGAAUCCAUUGAACUUCUAACAAGAAAUGGCAUAGACUUCAAGAAGAAUCAAGCUAAUGGCAUUCUCCUAGUUGAUUUCGCGGAGUUGGCCAUGUCUUCGGGCAUCUUCAUGAACAAUGAUGUUCGGUUGAUUUACUUUCACGGAUCUAGUGAUUUCGGGUACUUGCUGAAAAUGUUAACGGGGCGAAAAGAACUUCCGAACACGCCACAAGAAUUUCUUAAAUUGAUGAAUGUGUUUACCCCAAAUUUUUAUGAUGUGAAACACCUAGCUAUGUUUUGUCAAAUUUUUGGAGGGUUGGAUAGUAUGGCAACUCAAAUGAAUCUUACGAGAGUCGGUAUUGCCCAUCAGGCGGGAUCCGAUAGUCUACUCACUUAUCGUCUUUUCAUGAAAUUUAUUGAGAUAUUCUUUGGCGGAAAUUUGCCCCAAGUUGGAUCAAAUGUUAUCUAUGGUGUUGAUAUAUAUUAUUAA
Molecule: messenger RNA, 816 nt
Organism: Impatiens glandulifera
Lineage: Eukaryota; Viridiplantae; Streptophyta; Magnoliopsida; Ericales; Balsaminaceae
Product: probable CCR4-associated factor 1 homolog 10
Exons: 1
Coding region: 1-816 (271 amino acids)
Cellular component (GO): P-body; CCR4-NOT core complex; CCR4-NOT complex
Molecular function (GO): poly(A)-specific ribonuclease activity; nucleic acid binding
Source: RefSeq, a predicted model, not a curated record